UCACCGAUCCCUUUUUCUGUUUGUUUUGUCUUAUUAGUUGCACCUGUGUCUUAUUGUGUUUUCCUGAUGUGCUUCCUUAUUUAAGCCUAGUAAAACCCGCCCUUGUUUUGUGCGGGAUUAAUUUUGUGUUACGUGUUGUGUCGUUGGGUGUGUUAGUGCUCCUGACCGCGUACCCUGUGUUUUGGGUUGGUCAGUGUUUUCGCGCCCUGUGUUUUGGGCAUUGUAUUUCGGUGCCAGAUUAAAGUGCACUUUUCCCUUUGGAACUCUCUGCUCUAUGCCCUUGAUUCUUACCUCACACACACAGUCCCUCGUGACACUGUGGGACUGUUCACUGUGGACAAAAACUCUGGGAUUCUCUAUGUGACCAAGCCUUUGGACAGAGAGAGACAAGACCAUUAUGUGCUUUUGGCUCAUGCUGUUGCAGAUGGUACUGGUAUAUCAGAAGAACCAAUGGAGAUUAUUGUUCAAGUAAUUGAUAUGAAUGACAACAAGCCAGUUCUCACCCCAGAUGCCUUUAUAGGGAUCCCUACCAGGCUUUGAGGUCAUGGAGGUCACAGCCACCGAUGCAGAUGAGCCUGGCUCAGCCAAUUCUGAUGUCAGAUACACUAUUAUAAAUCAGGAACCUGAGCUGCCGAGUCGCAACAUGUUUGUCAUCAACCCUGUCACAGGAGGGAUUCGGGUCAAUGCUGCUGAACUGGACAGAGAGAAUAUUCCAAAAUAUACAUUGGAAAUCCAAGCUGCUGAUUUGGAGGGCAAUGGUCUGACAUGUUUUGGAAAAUCCAUAAUUACUGUAACAGACAGCAAUGACAUAGCUCCUCAAUUUGAGAAGUCUUUGAACACGGUGUCUGUCCCAGAGAACAAAGUGAAUGCCCUGGUGGUCAAAAUGCCAGUGAGUGAUGGAGAUGAGCCACACUCUUCCAACUGGGCCACCAAGUACAGGAUUGUAGAUGGAGACCCAGGUGGAAUGUUCACUGUAAACACUGGACCUAGUAGACUGGAAGGAAUCAUUACCACAGCCAAGCCCCUUGACUUUGAGAAGGACAAUCGCUACACCCUGUUGGUGACUGUGGAGAAUGAGGUCCCAUUUGCCACCCCCCUGCCCACCUCCACCUCCACAGUCCAGGUGAAUGUGGAGGAUAGGAAUGAUGCCCCUGUCUUUGACCCAGUGGAAAAGGUUGUUUCUAUAUCUGAACACCUGCAAGUGGACAGUGAUUUGGUUCUGUAUACAGCCAUUGAUCCAGACAUCAUGGCACAUAAACUCAGGUAUCGCAUGGACAGAGAUCCUGCUAAAUGGCUGGACAUCAACAGUGAGACCGGAAUGAUCAAAACCAAACACUCCCUGGACAGAGAGUCUCCCUUUGUCAAAGAUGGCAAAUACAGAGUUCUCAUUCUCGCCAUCGAAGAUGAAAUCCCUGCAACUGGAACUGGAACCAUUCUGAUAGAGCUGGAAGAUGUAAACGACAAUGCUCCGACUAUUGGUGACACCCCGUUGAAGCUCUGCAACCAAGACCCCCGUCUAGUGCGUUUGGCUGUGACAGACAGAGACGGGCCAGGAUUUGCUGAAGCCUUCAGUGUAGAACUUCUGGAAGGGUCCAAUAUGUAUUGCACUGCCCAAAUGGACGAAACAGGAACUGUGGUUGAAUUGACAUUCAAGGCCAUGAGGGAGCAGAGAAACUUCUACAUUAAUCUGAGGGUCACUGAUGCUGGCGGGCUGAAACAAGACCAUGUCAUUCACGUCACCAUGAAUGAGGACAGCUGCAUGACCUGGGGGGAUUUCUGUGUUAGAUCCUGACCUAUAUGACAUUUCCUUAGCAUUUUUAUAGCUUGCAGAGCUGGAUUGCUUGUUUUGGGAAGGUUGUCACUUUUUUUGACAGCAGGGGUAUGUCACAAAGCCAGAAAUUAGUAGGAAAAUUCACAGCUAAUUUGCCAGUAUUUUUUCCAUCAAAGUACUGAACGUUUUUCGGAAUUACAUAUGUCAACGCAUGUUAUUUUGUUCACAUUUUCAAUUUUUUUUGCUAGUUGUGUGUGCAUUUUUACAUUUCAAGGCAAAUAUGGGUUUGUAUACAUUUCCUCGGGAACUGCUGAUAUAUUUUACCAUUGUUGAGAAGGUUGCUUGUUUUUUAUUUCCAUGGAGAACAUGAUCAUUUGCAUGCUUGCAGAGAGCUUUAUGCAUGCUUCUAAUAUAAAUUGAAUAAAGCCUUUUUGGUUCAUUCUCA
Messenger RNA from Oncorhynchus kisutch (coho salmon), 2216 nucleotides. RefSeq names its product B-cadherin. The transcript is spliced from 9 exons. Gene Ontology annotation, molecular function: cadherin binding; calcium ion binding; beta-catenin binding. Gene Ontology annotation, biological process: cell-cell junction assembly; cell-cell adhesion mediated by cadherin; cell migration. The coding region runs from base 545 to 1792 and encodes 415 amino acids. The record is from RefSeq and is a predicted model, not a curated record. NCBI's taxonomy places the organism in Eukaryota, Metazoa, Chordata, Actinopteri, Salmoniformes, Salmonidae. Gene Ontology annotation, cellular component: plasma membrane; cytoplasm; adherens junction.